This is a messenger RNA of Oncorhynchus gorbuscha (pink salmon), 6112 nucleotides long. RefSeq lists its product as uncharacterized. The transcript is spliced from 16 exons. Bases 128 to 6112 code for a protein of 1994 amino acids. Gene Ontology annotation, molecular function: calcium ion binding. Gene Ontology annotation, cellular component: desmosome; plasma membrane. NCBI's taxonomy places the organism in Eukaryota, Metazoa, Chordata, Actinopteri, Salmoniformes, Salmonidae. The record is from RefSeq and is a predicted model, not a curated record. Gene Ontology annotation, biological process: homophilic cell-cell adhesion.
UUUAACACCCCCCUCAUGAAUUCUCAAGACUAAAUUCUACAUUCUGAGGGAGAGAGUAAGACUAAAGAGAGAGGGGGACUGUACUGUACAUUAACUGUCUGUAUGGUACAGACUCUAUAACACUGUCAUGGCUAGGGCUAGGGUCAGGCAUGCAGGACUCUGCCUGCUGCUUCUGCUGAUCGUGGCACUGGUUAUCAGUGCUGACGCAGAAGCAGAGAUGCGAAGAAAGAAUCUCAGGAGACAGAAGAGAGAAUGGAUCCUGCCUCCUGCCAAAAUCUACGAGAAUACAGACUACACAAAAAGAGAGUACAUUGCCAAGAUCCGCUCUGAUAAGGACAAAGAGGCGAAGGUGGAGUAUUACCUGGCAGGGAAGGGGGCUGACAAAACCCCCUUUAACCUUUUUAUUGUCAACCCCGAGAACGGCUUUGUACGCAUCACUGGCAUCCUGGACCGGGAGAAAUGCCCCAUGUACAACUUGACUGGAGUGGCCAGGUACAGAAACGGGACCUUGGCGGAAGCAAAUAUUCCUCUGCAGAUUCAUGUCAUUGAUCUGAACGAUAACUCACCUUAUUUUGAUCUCCACUCUGGGUCCAUCGCAGAGUCCAGCCAAGCAGGCACAGAAAUCAUGCAGAUCAUUGGGAAAGAUGAUGAUCAGGAGGGGAGCAUCAACUCUAAGAUCCAUUACAAGAUCCUCAGCCAGAAACCAGCAGGGUCCGGAGCCAUGUUCACCAUCGAUGAGAAUACAGGGAAACUCUUCGUCAAGGAUGCCACACUGGACAGAGAGACUCACGAUUCGUACACUAUAAUUGUCCAAGGGACAGAUAUGGGCGGGGCAGCUGGAGGCAACACGGGAACAGGAACUGUGGAAAUAAAGGUCCUGGACAUCAAUGACAACAUCCCCACACUGGAGAAGGGGCAGUAUGCAGGGAACGUUGACGAGAACAUUGCUGAUGUCAUUGUGAUGAGGAUCAAAACAGUGGACAGAGAUCUAGAACACACAGAUAACUGGCGGGCCGUCUUUCACAUCACCCAAGGCAACGAGGACGGACUCUUCUCCAUCGAGACGGACCAAGACACCAACGAAGGCAUUCUGAAGCUGAUCAAGGCAGUAGAUUUCGAGGAAGUCCAGAAAUUAGAACUUGGAAUAGUCAUUGAGAACGUAGCUCCUUUUGUUGUAGGGAGUGCUGUAGUGAUGGAUGUGGAUGUUUAUGCUGGGGGGGGGGGAGGGCCAGGAGCUGGAACUGGAGAUGGGGCUGGAGCUGGGGCAGGCGCUGGAGCAGGGGCUGGUGUUGAAGUGUUGGGGCUGGGGUUAAACCAGGAGUUGGGCCUGGGGUUAAGCCUGAUCCCAAUGGGAAGCCGAAACCAAAGCCAAAGCCAAAAGGGGGGGAAGAACUACCCGAUUUCGAUCGCAGUUAACAACAUGCCGGAAGGUCCAGCAUUUAAGCCCAGCACCAAACCUGUGCCUGUCUCUGAGGAUCCCAACAAAAUGCCGAAGGAUGGAGUGAUCGCCUCGUACCCUGCUGUGGACGGAGAUACAGGGGAGCCUGCUGAGGACGUCAGGUAUGCCAAAGCCUAUGACCCAGACAACUGGGUGACCAUCGAUGACAAGACAGCUGAGAUAAGACUUAUCAAGACGCCAGAUCGAGAGUCUAAGUUCUUGGUGAAUGGGACAUACUUUGCUAAGAUACUCGUCAUUACCCAAGAUAUGCCCUCUAAGACAGCCACGGGCACCAUAGCCAUCCAGGUCCAAGACUCCAACGACCACUGCCCCAUGCUGACUACUACCUAUGAGAGCGUGUGCUCGGGCAAACAUACGGUCAACGCCACCGCGUUCGACGAGGAUGUCUCGCCCAAUGGAGCUCCGUUCACCUUCACCGUGGUGGCUGAGGGAACACGUGGCAAAUGGGAAAUAGAACACAUCAAUGGCACGACGGCUGUCUUGCGAUCUACUGAGGCAUUAUGGCCGGGUGAGUAUGAGGUGAGGUUGGCGGUAGCAGACGAGCAGGGCCUGUCCUGCCCAGAGCCACAGGUGUUCAAGGUGGAGGUAUGUACCUGUUUGGAGGGGGAAGACUGUGGCUCCAGGACUAUCCGUUUACGCCAAAAGACCACCGACGCCAUAAUUGGUACCCCUGCCAUCGGACUGCUCAUCUUAGCCAGCUGUGUUCUGCUACUGGUACCUCUGAUGCUGCUGUUCUGUCAGUGUAGAGGAGCCUUCGCUGACCAGUUCACUGACCUGCCGUUCGAUGCCAAGGAAUACCUCAUAUCCUACCACACUGAGGGAAAGGGAGAGGAUAAGGAGGUGCCCCUACUCAGUAUUCCUACAACCGUAACUGAUGGAAGGGCUGCACUAGGAACAGGAUCAAUUCGGCCAGCAAACAUCGCCACAAAAUCCUCACGUAAUACUACAAACAAUAUACGUCAGAGCAGUGGGGUCUCCAGUGAGGACAUGCAUACACUGCGUCGGGAGCAGAGCCACAUGGGUAUGGAGAUGGACGACACCUAUGGACUCCAGAAUGGUGGAGGCUUUGAGGCUAGUAUGGGGCUGGGAAGCAGCACCAUGCAUUCCAGAUACGCCACACACACCUCACAUGUCAAACAAGACAUCUAUGAGGACAUGGCACUCCCAUGUACUUUCCUGGAUGGCUACUACUCACAGAAAGUGACAUGUGCAUCUCAGAACCCUCCACUGAAAGACAGUAAGUUGGUGUAUGACUACGAGGGCCAGGGCUCUCCUGUCGGCUCGGUGGGAUGCUGCAGCCUCCUGGAAUCUGACAACGACCUCCAGUUCCUCAAUGACCUGGGGCCAAAGUUCAAGACCCUGGCUGACAUCUGCUCUCCUCCAAAACCUCAACCCAAACCUCAACCCAAACCCAGAAUGGUGGAGCGCAUCUUCGAGCCAAAACACCCCGAAAUCAAAAGAGAGAGCAUCGUCACCGCCAGCAAUGUCAACAUCAUCAAAUCUUCCAUUAGAAAUGUCAAUAUCAACCAAUCGUCCACCAGCACCAGCAGAGUCAAUAUCUCCCAAACACCUCCCACCAGUCCCCCUGCCACUGGGGUUAGUAACUUCUCUAACAGUCAGUCCGCCACUUUCCCACCGCCCCCUACGCAGACGAUUCUGCUGCAGCAACAGCCUAUGUACUACACCACCAUGCAGCCCAUGGUGCAGCCCCUGAUGCAACCCAUACAGUAUGUACUGGCUGAUGGCGGCUCUACCACCAACCAGCGUAUGGUAGUGCUCAACGGGCCCCCUGUGUCUGGAAGCAUGGGAAGUCUGGGAGGCCUUGUCAUCCAAGGCAACAGGGUCAUAUCAGAGACCUCCACUAGCCCCAUCAGUCCCAGUACCCCAGGAAGCCCCACCAUGCUGGGGCUGGGUAGUCCCAGAAGCCCUGGGUGGAUCCAAGGCUCCCUACCCAGGGGUGGCCUGGGUGGUCUGUCUGUAGUGGGGCACAGCCCUGAUGGUAACUAUGUUUACAUGGAAAGGCGGGUUAAUGUAAGUGGAGAGCCACAGGUGGGGUCUGGGGUCCCAGGUGUACCUUCUCAGGGCAGUUUGCCCAGGGGUGCAUUCCUGUUGAAGGAGGCUGCUCCCCCUCAGGGGGUUUUAGGCCUGGCAGCCCAGGGUGUGGGUGGGGGUGGUGGAGGUGUGUAUGGCGUUAUGCCAGGACACACCUUUACAAGAGUGAGGCAGGUUGGGGUUGGGCCUAUUGGGGUUGGGACGGCUGGAAUGGGGCCAGGGGGGAUAGGGCAGAUAGUUAUAGGAUCGCAGGGACUCCCAAUGUGGGUGCCACUGAGCCCCCCAGGGGGUAGCCGUGGACAGAUGGAGGGGGCAGCGCCAACAGGUGAUUCUCAACCAACUCCGGUUACUGUUGAAAUACCAGAGUCCAGAGUGGCAGAGAUUGAGAGGAAACUGGUGUUUGAGGGCCAUAGUGAACCAGGUGCGCAAAUAGAGGAGGAGGAAGAGGAGGAAGAGGAAGGGGAGGAAGAGGAGGAGGAAGAAGAGGAAACGCAGGAGGAAGAGAUUGAGGAGGAAGAAGAGGAGCCUUUAGAACAGACAAAAGAAACAGCUGUGACUGAGGAAGAACCCGUAACUUUAGCUUUGGCCUCAGAGCCAUCAACAGAACAGGUUGAGCCAUCUGAGUCACUGGAACACAAACUAACAUACCAAUCCAUUGAGUCAAGCCAUCCAACAGAUGAAGAUGCAUCAACUCAAUUAAAUGAAGUCUCUGGAGCUCUCAAUGAAGAAGGCCUAGUUGACUCUGAGGACCAGCUGUCCGAUGAGGAUGUGUCCAUGGUAGUCGAGGCCUCCUCAGAAGAAGCAUCCAUGUCCGAAUCAGACAUUAUAGAUUUAGUUGGUACAGAUCAGCCAACUGAGGAUGAAGACUCUAUAGAUCUAGUUGGUACAGAUCAGUCAGCCGAGGAAGAAGACAUUAUAGAUCUAGUUGGUACAGAUCAGCCAGUCAAGGAAGAAGACAUUAUAGAUCUAGUUGGUACAGAUCAGCCAGUAGAUGAAGAAAACAAUAUAGAUCUCAUUGGUACAGAUCAGCCAGCCAAGGAAGAAGACACUAUAGAUCAAGUUGGUACAGAUCAGACAGUAGAGGAAGAAGACAUUAUAGAUCUAGUUGGUACAGAUCAGCGAACCGAGGAAGAAUCAACAGAACUGACUCUGGAAGAGGAAGUGGUUUCAGAAUCGCAGGAAUUUCAGCUAACGGUGGAUCCCGUCACUAACGGUCAACUAGAGAAGGGUAUUACUGAGACAGAAGAGAUGACGGUAUCAGAAGCACAGCAAGAUCCAGUCACAGUUGAUGACAUCACUGAUAGCCAAGAGGAGGGUACAGCUGAGGAGGAAAUUAUGUCACAGCUUCAGUUAAAUGAGCUCACAGUAGAUAGCCUAACAAAUAACCAGGAAGAGGAUGGGAAGGCACAUGAAGAAGUUUUCUUAAAAUCAGAAUUGCUCAUAGCGGCUUACAGUGCACUUGAUGGCCAAGAAGAAGAGGGUAGUCCUGAGGAGGAAUUGAUGUCAGAGUUGCAGCAGAAUCAUCCAAUAUCACAUAGCGACACUGAUGUCCAGGAGGAGGGAAGUCAGGGAGAUGAGGCAGCGCUGAGUGCUCAGAUAGGAGAGGUGAAGGGAGAGAUGGAGGAAGAAGUGGAGGAAGAGAUGGAGGGAGAAGAGGAGGAAAAGGUGGAGAUGGAGGAAGAGCUAGAGGGAGAGCUGGAGUCUUCCCAGGUGACAGAGGAGGAGGUGGAGGGAGAGGUGGAGGGAGAGGUGGAGUCUUCCCAGGUGACAGAGGAGGUGGAGUUGGAGAAAGAGAUGGAGGGAGGGAGUGAAGCAUUUGAUGAGUCAGCACCAGAACAGGAGUACACAGAGGUAGAUCAGGACAUAGAGACAUCAGAAGAGACUGAAACACUAGACUCAGAGAACAUAGAGGACAUACCAAGCCAGUAUACUACAGGCCUGAUGCCAACGUCAGGUGAUGGAAUGAUAGACGAGGGCACUGUUGUUAGGGAGAGCCAAGUUUCUGUUGAUCAAAAUGUAUCUGGAGGCGCAGACUUAGUGACUGUGGAGGGUGAGGUGGAGUCUGUUGAACUAGUAGCAGAAGAAGCAGUUUGUUCAGCCCUAAAGGCUACAGGUGAUGUAGAGGAAUCUGAAGAGGAUGAUGAGGUGGGAGAGAGUCUGGUCACCUCUCACCAAAUCGCUGAAGUCAAAACACUAAGAGAAGAAGUAGACGAUAGUGAGAAUGUUGUAGGAGAGGAGAUGGAGUCUGCUGUUGAGACAGUUGAGGAAGUAGAGGCUAGUGCUGACCAACAGACAGAGUCCACAGUAGCUACAGAAGAGAUUGAGUCCCCUAGCGAAGAAUUGGCCGAGGACCUAGAGGUGACCUCUUCAACACCAGAGGCUACAGGUGAGGUUCCUGUUGAGGCAGGUGAGGCUAUAAAUGCAGUGGCAGGUGCAGCAGUGGAUGAUACAGUAGUGGAGGCUGCAGGGGCGGCUGGUGGGUCAGAACAGGCCCCAAAGACAUUGGCUUCAUCUUUCCGUAGCAAAUUCAGGAUGGGCUCCAAGAAAGAAUCUACUCCCAAGAGUCCAAAGAGUCCCACAGCAAAGUGCAAACAACAGUGA